AUGAAGGCUAUGGGCGUGCAGAGUGACAUGGAGAUCGUUCAAAUGGUGGGCAUUCAACGGAAGUACUUGGACACCUUGAUGAUCACAUUGCAAGAAUGCUACUUUGGCCUCAUGAUCCGCCGGGUGAUCAAUGCAAUGUACGACCCGCAGCUAGUGGAUGACCGGGAUUACUAUGGCAACAAGCGAUUGGAGCUCUCUGGUCAGCUGGUUGAAGUCCUUUUUGAGGAUCAAUUCAAGCAUAUGAACUCCGAGUUGCAAAAGCAAGCCGAUCUUCUUUUGUCCAAGUGGCAUCAGUCUGCAGCUGCACGGACGAAGGACAUGCUAUCGUAUCCGGACAUACUGGAGUCCUGGCAAGAUCGCUCACGCCUGACCAGGGCGAUGGCGAAUGCCAUCUCGACCGGAAAUUGGAACAUCAAGCGCUUCCGCAUUGACCGGGCUGGUGUGUCGCAGGUUCUAUCCAGGUUCUCCUACAUGUCCUGCGUUGGGUCCAUGAUGAGAGUGAAGUCGCAGUUUGAGAAAAGCCGCAAAGUGGCCGGGCCGCGUGCCUUGCAGCCAUCUCAAUGGGGCAUGCUAUGUCCUGCAGACACUCCUGAAGGUGAACAAUGCGGCCUGGUGAAGCAUUUGGCCUUGUUGACACAUGUCACCACAGGUGAAGGGCAAGGUGGCGCAAAUCUUCGGCAUAUGUGUUUCUGCCUGGGGGUGGAGGACGCACAUGCUUUGUCGGGUGAAGAGCUUCAUCACAUUGGCAAUUACUUGGUCUUCUUGAAUGGCAAUCUUCUAGGUGUGCACCGAAGGCCAAAAAGGUUUAUGGCCAGUUUGCAGCAGCUGAGACGGCGCGGUCUCAUUGGAGAGUUUGUUUCAAUCUACGAGGAUGAAGGGUGGCAUGCAAUCUUUGUGGCAUCGGAUGGGGGGCGUUUGUGCCGGCCGUUGAUCAUUGUCGCUGAUGGCAAACCCCGCUUUAUCCCGGAGAAACAUGUGCCACUGAUGUUGAAAAGGCCGAAGGAUGGCGGCAUGUCUUUCGUGGACUUCUUGCGUCAAGGUGUGGUUGAAUGGGUAGAUGUCAAUGAAGAGAACAACCUGUUCAUUGCACUGCACCCAAAUGACAUAACAGCAGAGACCACGCAUUUGGAGAUUGAGCCCUUCACUCUUCUAGGCGUGGUCUCCGGGCUCAUCCCAUAUCCCAACCACAAUCAGUCUCCUCGGAACACUUAUGAAUGUGCCAUGGGAAAGCAAGCGAUGGGUUGCAUUGCCAUGAACCAGUUCACCAGAUCUGAUACACUCCUACUUGGGCUGGUGUAUCCUGAGAAACCGCUAUGUACUAGCAAGACACUGAACCUUGUUGAUUUUCAUCAUUUGGGUGCUGGACAAAAUGCUUCAGUUGCGGUCAUGAGCUAUAGUGGUUAUGACAUCGAGGAUGCCAUCAUCAUGAACAAAGCUGCACUUGACCGCGGCUUUGGCAGGUGCUUUGUGAUGAGACGACAGAGUGUGCAAAUGGUGCCACACUCAGAUGGCCAAACAGAUCUACUUGCACCGCCGCAGAAGGGCGUCAUGAAGAGUGUCUCGGCCCCAGGCCGCAACAAGAAGCAGAGUGGCCUGGAUGAGGAUGGCAUGGUUCGACCCGCUGAGAAGGUCGAGGAUGGCUACUGCCUGGCUAACAAGAUAACCCCCGUCGACACCAAAGGCAUUCAAGAGCUCAUCGGCAACGAUGCAAGGUACAGAGCAACCCCUGUUACCUACAAGAACCCGGUCUCUUCAUAUAUUGAUCGCGUACUCUUGACCACCGACGCAGAGGGCAUGAAGGUGUACAAGAUCAUCACUCGCCAAACGCGUCGACCUGAGGUUGGUGACAAGUUUGCUUCCCGCCAUGGGCAGAAGGGAGUGGUGGGUCUGAUAGUGCCUGAAAUCGACCUGCCAUUUUCUGAAACUGGCUGGAGACCAGACUUGAUCAUGAAUCCGCAUGGCUUCCCAUCUAGGAUGACUGUUGGGAAGAUGUUGGAAUGCAUUGGUUCGAAGGCAGCUGUGAUGGAGGGGGCUUUUGCCAACGGCUCGGCUUUUGGUGGUACACCUGCACAUGAAAUCUACAGGACCUUGAUUAGCCAUGGCUUUGCGCCAACUGGAAAGGAUUAUUUAACAAGCGGCAUCACUGGUGAGCCUAUUGAGGCAUACAUUUUCUGUGGGCCAAUCUACUACCAGAAGCUGAAACACAUGGUGGUGGACAAGAUGCAUGCGAGGGCGCGCGGUCCACGAAUGCUCCUGACUCGCCAACCAACGGAAGGCAGGGCAAAGGAAGGUGGACUUCGGUUGGGCGAGAUGGAGCGAGACUGCCUGGUCGCAUAUGGCGCUUCAAACCUGCUGCUUGAACGUCUGAUGUUUUCCAGCGAUGUGUGCAACCCAAGCGUUUGCAGAAAAUGCGGCCUGUUCAGUCGUCCAGACUGGUGUAAACUUUGUGGCAGCGCUGAAUGGAUCACUCAAGUCCGCUUGCCAUAUGCGUGCAAGCUGCUGUUUCAGGAGAUGCAAUCCAUGAAUGUGUGCUGCAAGCUGCAGCUUGCUGAGCGUUGA
Messenger RNA from Durusdinium trenchii, 2559 nucleotides. Lineage: Eukaryota; Dinophyceae; Suessiales; Symbiodiniaceae. The record is from the annotation of a GenBank genome assembly.